AAUUGCCUGUCACAUAGCGAUUAUCACGAAACACAGAUUGCACACUCUGAUACAAGUUAUGACACUUUUUGAGCGAUAUAUUUGCAGAAAAUAACCUGUGUGUCAAAUAAAAAAACAACGAAUUUUGUGAUUUUUUUUUCAAUCGACAGUGUUUUUUCUGACAUGUUGUACGUACAGAAAGCCUUUUCUUCAAACCUUGUUUGCAAAGAUGAAAGUGGAAAAUAUCUUAUAUUUAUUAUUUGAAAUGGUUUCAAAAUAAUAUAGUAAUGCAAACUUUAUAGCUAUUUUGAUUAUCAUAUCUGUUUUACAAUUUUAAGAAGGAUUUUAUUAAUCGAAUCUAGUGCGUGUUGCUGACACUGCUGUUGUUGUAUUUUUUCCAAGGAACAUUCUUUAAAUUGGUGUUUUUACCCAUAGCUUAAAUAUCAAACAAUAUUUGUUAAAAAUAAUGCAAAAUUUAAAAGUUGAGAAUAUAAAGUCUACAAAAAGUUCGCGGAUGAAUUGGCCCCUACUACAUAUAGUUGAAGAACCACAAUCGGUUAUUCCGAUAGAUGGACCAACUAAACCUUUGGGUGGAAACCUUAUUCCUGGAGAUAUUGCUGUAUUUGAUGAUAAAGCUGCCAAUGCCGUCUUACUCGACGCAGAAUCACAACUGAAGUCCGGGUAUCCUACAAUAGCAACAUCAUCAAUGGUUGCUCGAAGAAACAGAAUUACAAUAGAAGAAGUAGAUAACGCAUCGGAUAUCCGCUUCUUUUCUGACUUAGUUAAACCAAUGCAAUAUCGGUGGAAAUUUCAGAAAGAGAAACUUAAAACGAUAGCACCCUCAAAAUAUGGCUUCCAUCAAAGGAGUCAGUCGCCAACUUUUCAAAGACUUAUAGAGGCCAACGAAAAACUACAAAAUAUCGCGGGUCAGGAUUCGGAGUUGGAAGAUAAUGCAAGUGUUCGUGACUUCUUUGACACUCAAAGUGAGAUAUUACCUUAUAAACAAGCUUCUGUAUUAAGGCAUGUCAAAUCAGACCAAGUAAGUACCCGAACUAGUUACACGGGCUCUGUACCCGCUACGAACGAUGUUCCGUUACAAAAGAAUUAUGAACUUAAACCGGAAGUGCGCAACAUAGAACCAGCAAAAAAGACGAAGGAUUAUGUUAUUCAGAAUGCUUUAUCUGUGUCAGUGGUGGAGAAGAAAUCUCCAAGUCCAACAUAUGACUCACCACCAACUCCGCCAUUACCAAAGAAACCUGCCAAAAGCAAAAAACAACAGCAAGAAUUCAAAGUAGACUUUAAGAAAUUAGACUCGCAUUCCGAACUCCAUUUAUUUCUGCCUCAUAUCCAAGAUGGCAAUUCAAGGGGAGCUACUCCAGAAGAACUAAAUCGAAAAGGAAAGGAAGGAGUUACCUUCCCUGCAAUUGAAGACUUGAAACUUAAAACUUUUGAAGAGGAUAAAGCAAAAAAUAAGAAAAAGAAUAAAUAUGAUAACAAAAAGAAGAAAAAACAAUAUCUGAGAGUGAAAUCAGGUAUUGAAGACAAGGAGGUUAAAGAUAUAUUAAAUGACAUACCAACUUUGAUAUCAUUAGAAACAGAUAAAGACUUCCAUACGGAGUCUAUGUGCAUGUUUGAAAACUGUAAACUACAUAAACACAGAAAAUCUACCCGGAUUAGACAAGCUUAACAUUAUUUAUUAAAUGUAUGGGUUUCACUUUAUUCAUUCAUAUGAAUUUUUUAAAACAUCAUAAUUAAAAGCAUAAAAUAUAAUAUUUACUUGUGAUUAAUUAUACAUGCGUUUUA
Molecule: messenger RNA, 1782 nt
Organism: Ruditapes philippinarum (Manila clam)
Lineage: Eukaryota; Metazoa; Mollusca; Bivalvia; Venerida; Veneridae
Exons: 2
Coding region: 446-1666 (406 amino acids)
Source: RefSeq, a predicted model, not a curated record